CUUGCAUUAGUUUUUUAUUAUUACCCGAUUGAAAAUGAAACUCCUUGGAAGUCUUGUGUAUUUUUUCGCCUUUUUGGGAGCAACAAUUGUUUCGGGAAUGAUUAUUUGUCCUGAUGUACAGAAUAAAGCAUCGUAUGUGGUACAAUAUCCCUCACCGAUUAGCUGCUCCGAGUUCUUCAAGUGUGAUAAUGGAAUUCCAAUUGUGCAAACAUGUCCCAAUGGAUUACAUUACAAUCCCAGGAAGAGGGUGUGUGACUAUAUUGCUUCGGCCCGUUGUAAUUUGAGUGAUUAUCAAUAAAAACGAAACAUAAACGAAAUGGAGAGCCUAAAAAGUUUAGAGUGGAUAGGAUAAAUGAUUUGUUUAAAAAUACACGCACAAUAAUGAGCACUUAAAAAU
Molecule: messenger RNA, 397 nt
Organism: Episyrphus balteatus (marmalade hoverfly)
Lineage: Eukaryota; Metazoa; Arthropoda; Insecta; Diptera; Syrphidae
Product: peritrophin-1-like
Exons: 2
Coding region: 35-298 (87 amino acids)
Cellular component (GO): extracellular region
Molecular function (GO): chitin binding
Source: RefSeq, a predicted model, not a curated record